CUGAUUCCGCGGACCUGUUGAUGAUGUUUCACUCCAAGUAAAGGCCAGCGCGGUCUGUGUCACCGAUCUGUGACAAGCAGGGCGGGCGAAAAUGACAUCGGAUAUCGCGAAGCGACAGCGAACAGUACCGUCGGCAAAAGCAUUCGAAUUUAACUGGCGCAGGCCGGUACCCGAUGUGCUACAGAAUGGCGCUUUCUUUGAUCGGCUUGAUGAGGAAACAGGGACACUGGAAACCGAUUGUUUCGUGCGUGUUGAUCCGGAUGGGUUUUUUAUCUACUGGAAAACGGAAAAUAGUGAUAGCCAAUUGCUAGAGCUUUCCCAAAUCAGUGACGUUCGGGCGGGAAGUAAACCUAAAGAAGAAAAGUUGAUCGCACAAAUCCAAGAGCGUGGCCCUGGCAAAUCUUGGGAUCGAAUAGUUACCAUAUGCAGUGGACUGGAUCUAGUCAACAUUAUCUACACACACAUGAUCGCACCAGAACCAGAAACUGCUGCGUACUGGAUUCAGCAGUUGCGGAGCCUGACUCAUAACACCAAGGCAGUCAACGUGUGUCCCAUGACACAGUUGCGCAAGCACUGGAUCCGUCUCACUUUGAGUGUCAACCCGAAGAACAAGAUACCCGUCCGUGUGAUUAUGAAAACAUUCGCAUCGGGGCGCAACGAACGUGUUGUGUUCCAGAGUUUGAAAGAGUUAGGUCUACCGCAUGGCAAAAAUGAUGUCAUCGAACCCGCAGCUUUCCCGUUUGAGAAAUUCUAUGAACUCUACCAUAAAAUCUGUCCACGAACAGACAUAGAAGAUUUGUUUAAAUCUUUAUCGAACAACACGGAUGUGCUACACGCAGACAAGAUGAUCGAAUUUCUCAACGAGACACAACGAGAUCCGCGCCUAAACGAGAUUCUGUAUCCGUUUGCUAACCGACAGACAAUAAAGUACAUACAGGAAAAUUACGAAACUCAAGAGGAAUACAAGAAUACAGAUAUGUUGUCCAUUGAAUGCUUCUACCGGUAUCUCAUGUCAGACAACAACGCUUGUGUGUUUCUGGACCGACUAGAUGUAUAUCAAGAAAUGGACCAACCACUCAGUCAUUACUAUAUCAACUCUUCACACAACACUUACCUUAGUGGACGGCAGUUUGGUGGCAAGUCUUCGGUGGAGAUGUAUCGACAGGUAUUGCUAGCUGGUUGUAGAUGCAUUGAAUUAGACUGCUGGGAUGGUCGGGGUGAGGACCAAGAACCGAUUAUCACCCAUGGGAAGGCAAUGUGUACAGAUAUCCUAUUCAAAGAUGUUAUAUAUGCCAUACGUGAUACGGCCUUUGUAACCAGCGAGUAUCCGGUGAUUAUGUCAUUUGAAAAUCACUGCAGCAAACACCAACAGUACAAGUUGGCCAAAUAUUGCGAAGAUAUCUUGGGUGACAUGCUUCUCACUAAACCGAUUGAUGGAUUUCCUUUAGAACCAGGCGCCCCACUACCUCCGCCAGAGAAAUUAAAACGAAAAAUUUUGAUCAAGAACAAGCGUCUGAAACCGGAGGCUGAAAAACAACAAUUGGAGUUAUUCCUCAAGGGUCAAACUGACGCCAUUCAAGAGGAGAAUGACAUUGCUGAAGACCCUGAUCUUACGGUGGAUGUUGAUGGGAAGUUCGGUUCGCUGUUGCUCCACGAACCAUCGGCACGAUCUUGUUAUUCAGAAAGUGGGACUAAAGGUUUAAAUGGUGAAAGCGGUCUAUCUAGUUCAAGUAACACCCCAGCCCCUCCAUCAGGUGGAAGUUCAAGCGCUGACCUGAAGCGCCUUCAGAUGAAGAAGGGUAACCUGACUGCAGAGGAGGAACAGAUGAUGAUGGUCCAAUACCAACACACAGGAGCAACGAGCAGCAUACACCCUCUCCUGUCUUCAUUCAUCAAUUAUGUCCAACCGGUGAAGUUCCAAGGAUUCGAUGUCGCUGAAGAGAAGAACCUACACUUCCACAUGUCCUCGUUCAGCGAAACCAUCUCGUUGGGUCUGAUGAAAAAUCAGGCCAUUGAAUAUGUCAACUAUAACAAACGCCAGAUGAGCCGAAUUUACCCCAGGGGAAACCGUGUCGAUUCGAGCAACUACAUGCCUCAGAUAUUCUGGAACGCCGGAUGUCAGAUGGUAGCGUUGAAUUUCCAGACACCGGAUUUGGCGAUGCAGUUAAACCAGGGAAAAUUCGAAUACAAUGGAAAUUGUGGGUAUCUUCUCAAACCCGAAUUUAUGCGCCGCCUCGAGCGUCAGUUCGAUCCAUUCUCUGAAUCUCCCAUGGAUGGCGUCAUUGCAGCAACAUGUGAGGUAAAGAUUAUAUCCGGACAGUUUCUCUCUGACCGAAAAGUGGGCACCUAUGUGGAAGUAGACAUGUAUGGUCUACCUACCGAUACGAUUCGCAAGGAGUUUCGCACUCGCGUCGUUCCUAAUAAUGGUUUGAAUCCGGUCUACGGGGAAGAUGCUGUGUUUGUUUUUCGCAAGGUCGUCCUACCAGAUUUGGCGGUCCUCCGGUUCGCUGUCUAUGAGGAAACAGGCAAGCUGAUUGGUCAGCGCGUGAUCCCUUUGGAUGGUCUCCAAGCCGGUUAUCGACACAUCUCACUGCGGACCGAAGGCAAUUUCCCUCUUUCUCUGCCAACCUUAUUCUGCCAAGUCAAUCUCACCACCUACGUGCCGGAAGGGCUAAAUGACUUGGUCGAUGCCCUCUCCGACCCGCGUGCGUUUUUGAGCAAGGAAGAGCAACGCAUGAAACAGCUUGCUAGCAUGGGUAUUGAUUCCUCCGAGAUUGCUGACGUCCCAACCACAACGGCGAAACGCACUCCAGCUAGCGGUGCAGCUGCCGCAAGUGGUCCUCCAGGUGCAGCGACCGAGGCAGGUGAUGCCUCUGGUGCAAAGAAGGAAGAGAAGAAAGACGAUCCGAAGUUCGAUCCGAUCUCUUUAAGUCUACUCCAGACUGACAAGAAUUACCAAAAGUUACUGAAGAAGCAGUCGAAAGAGUUGGAGCUUGUGCAGCGCAGACAGGACAAGGAUGCAACGGCAAUGUUGCGCAACCACACAGUAGUAACCGAUAAGUUGAACACCACUCAUGCCAAGGAACGCUCUAGUACGAAACGGCCAUCAAAAAAAGAAAAUGGACAAAGCAGUGUUCUAGAAGCAACCCAAAAGUCUCAGCUUUGCGAACUCAUGAGACAACAAGCAGACCAGUGGACCAACUUGAAGGUUGCUCAGAUGAAGGAAAUCUGCGAUCUUGUGCUCGGCUACAUUGAAGUGCGCAAGGAACUUUUGCUCCGGAUAAUGAAGGAAGUGCAAGAGGAACAAAAGCGAGAGUUACGGAUCGUCCAAGAAAGAGAGGUGAAGGAAAUGAGAGCUCAACAAACCAAAGCUUCCAUUGAAUCGAGUCGAUCUGUUAUGAAUGAUCGAAAAUUGAAAAAUAAAGCCGAGCGGGAUCGUCGCAUCCGGGAGCUAAACGACUACAACACGAAACGAUUUAUCGAUCAGCGGAAGAUUCAAGCCCAAAGGCAAGAUAAGCAGACCCAAGAACUAAAUAAGCGACACGCUCAGGAAGAAAAGGACGUAAUCGAUGCUAUGCACAAAGAGAAAGAUGACUUUAUCCGUAAGUACGAAGAGGAUCUAUUGGCUGUCAAACGCUCAACUGUGAUAUAACUGUCCACGACACCGGCUGUCAACUGGCUUCAUCAAACGACUGAUAGCUACCACCAAAAUCAAAAUAGGUUACACCAACUGCACUUCACACUACGUCCGGUCUCUGGGUUAUCACUUCAUUCCUUUGGAACCGCAUCCUAUCUGUAACCGUCGAGAGACAUUGUUCUGUCUGCAGCAGCUCAGUUUCCGACAAUAUUACUGCACACCACCUAUGUUAUUCCUCGUGUUUUCAGCUUGCUCAUUGUUGUUUACGUGAUGCACAUAAUUCCCUACGUAUAGUAAAGUCAGCCGAUCUAAUCAGGCGAAUUUCCAUAUUCUGUCAAAACUAGUGGUAGUGGUUUCGUUGGAUUUCUACAUAACCCUAGUGAGCUAACACUGGCGCCCCGCCGUUUGUGAUUACUAAUCGUCAACCUCAUAAUGUAUUCGUAUUUGUUACCGUCCCAUUCUCACUUUCGUGUCCGUAUGUCUUUUGACCAUGACUCUGAAGUGUUUUUGUACGCCAAUGUGCACACCGACAUUCAAACGGUUGUGUACAAACUAUUCCGCCAAAUUUUUGAGUAUUGGUUACCGGACGCCGUUUCCCCGCGGUCCUUACUCAAACAUUCGAUAAAAAAAACCCUACUUCCACCCUGUCAGAGUUAUGUGUACGCCAUUGGCAUUUAGCACCACAAAUUGGUGCCAAUUGUGAUAAACAUAUGCUAUCCAUCAUUGAGGAGAAUUACCCCUAAUACCACAGUCUCACCAAUUCCUCUCCAACAUCCAGCCCGACUUCUGCAUAUUUCUUAGUUCUCACCACUUCACCUAUUCGCACACAAAAAGGAACGUCGCGGGCGAGUACAUAAGGUCACGUUGUCAGCCUCAACUAGACGGCAUUGAACAGCAUGUGCAAUUACAAUUUCUCCCACAAAUGGUACCUGUGUGCGCAUAUUUGCUGUGUGAAAACCGGACUUCCCACCUCUAUCUUUGUACAAGCGCUGCGAUAUCUAUCACUUAUCUUUGUACACACUACCACCCGUACAUAGCCCACACAAUGUUUGUACAAAUGGUCCUCUUUGUACCACUGAUCAUUUACAAUGUUUACUGAAUACUACUACUAUUACGUUACUGGAUCAUGUCUUGUAUAUUAU
This is a messenger RNA of Opisthorchis viverrini, 4779 nucleotides long. RefSeq lists its product as hypothetical. The coding region runs from base 92 to 3652 and encodes 1186 amino acids. The transcript has 29 exons. The record is from RefSeq and is a predicted model, not a curated record. Gene Ontology annotation, biological process: lipid metabolic process; phosphatidylinositol-mediated signaling. Gene Ontology annotation, molecular function: phosphatidylinositol-4,5-bisphosphate phospholipase C activity; calcium ion binding. Lineage: Eukaryota; Metazoa; Platyhelminthes; Trematoda; Opisthorchiida; Opisthorchiidae.